ACAAGAAGUAAAAGAAGUAUAAUUUCUGUAGUAACCAAUGCUAUAAAAACACUGAAGACUGCUUAUUUCUUUAAAAAGACACAUCUUACCACUACCAAAUUCAAUAAGAAGCCCACGCAUUACAAUAUUUCAGGCAAGUGAGACCGCUUCAAAUAAACCAACUCCAAGCUUCCAAGAAACAGUUAAGAAGGCAGAGACAAGCAGAAAUACCCCUUCAGUAACACUCACACGGUUGCCAUGGCCCUGCAUAAGCAGUGGGAGAACACAGAGACCGACUGGCACAAGGAAAAGAUGGAACUGCUGGACCAGUUUGACAACGAAAGGAAGGAAUGGGAGAGUCAAUGGAAAAUCAUGCAGAAGAAGAUAGAGGAGCUUUGCCAUGAAGUAAAGCUUCGGAGGAAAAUCAACAUGAAUGAACGUGCUAAGAUCCUCAGUCACGAUCGUGAGAAAGUGAUUCAAGAUCAAGUGGUGGGAUCUCCUCCAAACUACCCCAAUUCAGGACGAUGUGAAUUUACACGGAUGAAUCACAGGGAUGGUCUGGAAAGAGAAAAUAAAACAGAGCACAGCUUACCCUGUGAAGGAAAUCAAAUGUGCAAGGAACAAAAAGCAACCAAAAAAUCAAAAGUUGUGUUUACGGAUCCUUUGGCCACAGAUAACCAAAAAGAAUGUGAGGUCUGCCCUGGUCUGAGGACUUCCGGGGAAGAGAGCAGGAGCAGUUCUGGGGCCCUCAACUCGGCUCUUGAAGAACUUGCCAAAGUUAGUGAAGAAUUAUGCAGCUUUCAAGAGGAAAUCCGAAAGCGGUCUAACCACAGAAGGAUGAAGUCAGAUUCUUUCCUGCAGGAAAUGCCACGUGUAACGAACAUGCCUCGCGGAGACCACAUGAUCAGCGAUGGCCAGGGCAUUCUUGCAAUCAACUCGGAAAAGCAAACGCAGGAACACGGAAAGAAUCUAAGCUGCACCGAUGUACCCCUGAGCGGGGCUAGGAAAAAGGGUGAACUGGGUACGACCGAUCUGCAGAGAAAUGAAGCUCCACCGCUUCCUCCUCCGAGAAGCACAUCCCGAAACUUUCCCAGCUCCUGUGCAGAACGAGCUCCUGGGAGUCUGAAGGGAGGUUUAGGCCGCAGCAGCCUGGUGGCCCCGGAGGGUCACGGUGGAAGGGGCCGUGGUCCUGACAUCCUUCGGAGGCCCCGGGCGGCGCCUGGGCUGGGAGCAAAUGAAGGGCAGGCCCUGCAAGGUGGCAUCGUGUUUCCUUCUCUGGCGCCCAAAGCCAAGAUAGAGGACAAGCCUGCAUGUGAGGACCGUGUUGGGCUGGGCGGCUGGCGUGGUGGCGGUGGGGUCGCCGCACAGAAUGGUCCCUCUGCAUCCUGCUGUCCCGAGAGCUGGGAGGCGCUGGCCCCAGGUGGCCCGGCCGCCUCUCGCCCCGACGACCUUGGCUCCGCGGCCACCGAGGGCAGUGGCCCGCUUCGGGGUCUCCGCUGUGGCUUCAGGACCACCAGGAAUGAGAAGCUGGCCGCCAAGACCGAUGAAUUUAACCGAAUCGUGUUUAGAACGGAUCGGAACUGCCGGGCAGCGCAGCCCCCGCCGAGCCACCGGCCACCCCCCGGGGGGCCCGGACCCACCGCCCCGGGGGCCGCGGGGGGUGACGAGGCGUCCGGGGGUCGGCCCGCCGGUGCCCAGGGGCCCGUGCCCGGGGCGCAGGGGCCCCGCAGCCUGGCCGGCCGCCCGCGCUCCGCCGACCCCCGCUCCAACUACGGCGUCGUGGAAAGGCUGCUCCGAGGCCACGGGGCUGCCGCUCCGGCCGCCUCGCCGGGUCCCCAGGGCCUCCGGGAGGAGACGGAGGGAGACGGAGGCCACCCCACGGGCCGGUGGGCCGCAGGCGGCACUGAGGAAUCCGUGGCAGUGAAAUCUUCACAUGGAAAAGGAUUUUCCCGACCUGCUAGACCAGCAAAUCGCCGUCUCCCAUCCAGAUGGGCCUCCAGAUCUCCAUCAGCACCCCCUGCCUUGCGGAGAACUGCCCCCAGCUAUACCAUCUCUCUACGAUCAGCAGCAUCGAUGGUCUGAGUCUCUGGCCUGGAUUGCUAGAGGACGAAAGUCCUAAUCGCCAAACAGAGCAUUCCGAGUGUUUACAGCCAAUCCUGUCUCUUCUCUGUCUUUCGAGAUCACUGGGACAAUUUAAAUCUUAACUUCCCAUCAGUCUUCAGUGUUUUUAAUCUAUGGAAUAAUUACCUUCCCGUAUUUUGAGUUCUUAGAUCAGAAUUUUUUAAUGCCAUCCUCAUUAAUUUGCCAAUAUGAUUUAAGUUGAAACUGUACUAUAAUGUAUAUUCUAACUUUCUUGCAAGUGGCAGAAAGCAAGGUUAUGUGCAUGGCCAAGUGUUUGUAGAUGCAUGUGUUGAAAUAGGAAGUAUCCUAGUAUGUAUUUAGAUAAGAAAAACGUUAUGUGCUAGUGUUGACUUUGAAAUUAUAACAUGUAUACCUAUGUAUCUUUCUGUUUAUUUAAAAUUUUUGAAAAUAUACAGUACUAUUUAUAUUUUGUAUACCUUUUAAUAGGUAUCCACUUAAGGCAUUUGAGGUACAUAUAUUAACUAACCACUUUCUUGGCCCCAACUACAUUGAAAAAUAAGAAUUAUACACGUUAAUAACAUUUGGUAGAUUUCUAAAUACAACUCAUAAAUAGUUUCUUAACUGCUGUAAGGAUGGACUAAUACCAUUGGUCUCCUUGUUUACUCUCUUAAAUAAAUAAAAUUGUCACAGGUUUAAUAGAUCAGGCUUCUAAAGCAAACGUGAAAUGUUCACAAAAUUUUUUGUAUAUCAUUCGGUAGUCUGUUAUGGCUUUAACUGUGUAUUUGAUCCCCAGAGCCAUAUCACUUGACUGCCUUAGAAGCAACAGGACUUAAAAAUCAACUUACUUUGUCAACUUCAGUAACAGAUAACCCUUCCGGAGGAUAUGAAAAGAAAUUCAGCUAUGUUGAAUUCUACUUUUUGUUCAAUUAUAUAGCUUUUAGUUAUUUGAAGUCAUAUUUAGAGGUAAGUCAUUUGCUUUUUCUUUUAACUUUCCCCUAAAAUUAGUAGGUAAAAAAUUCACUUUUUUAUUAAACGAGGAAGAUUAGGAAUGUAUUUCAUUGAGAGCCGAAUUAUAUUUCCUCUAGUGUGCUACAUAAAAAAAAAAAAAAGAAAAGAAAAGCCUUAAACUAAACGUUGGCAUCCAUGAGUAGCAUGAGGAACAGAAAUGUGUAUUUUGGCCACAAUUCGCAUACAGUAAACACUUAAUAUCUAUGUUGAGAACUGAAGGAAGUAUGAAUGUUGAAGUGCUUGGAAUUCCACGCAGAAGAUCUUAGAAGCAGUUUUGCUCUCCACCAUCUCUCUGUAAAACCAACUUUGUUAUUAGAUAUAAAUUCUAUUUGAGCUUUUCUUUUAUUGCUGGAAAGGUUAAAGUCUUGUAACCUAUAUAUUCAAAGACCUUCUUAUGAUACAUCCUAACAAUUAAGAGAAGUUAUUCCAUUAUACAUCAUGACUUGAGGUAAAGUAAAUAAUUUCCAAAUCCCA
Canis lupus familiaris (dog) is the source of this 3543-nucleotide messenger RNA. RefSeq names its product KIAA0408. The coding region runs from base 238 to 2061 and encodes 607 amino acids. The record is from RefSeq and is a predicted model, not a curated record. The transcript is spliced from 7 exons. NCBI's taxonomy places the organism in Eukaryota, Metazoa, Chordata, Mammalia, Carnivora, Canidae.